CCGAGACUUUUAUUCUGUUUCGCGUCUUCCGUCUUUCUGUUUCCGGUUGCGAUCAGACCGUUGAAAUGCCUCAAGGUAAACAGAAAUUCAAGGCGCCGCGACCCGGAGGAGCUAAAAAGCAACCACAAAAACCUAAAGGACUCAAGAAAGGAGGAAGAAUAAUCGCACCCAAAAAAGCUCAAGUGGUCGAACAGCAGAAGCUGAAGAAGGGUUUGGAGGUGGCCAUCAGGAACAGGAUCGAGCAUGAAGUCACACAGAGGGCCAGCAAGUCCCUUCAUAAGAAACUGAGUGUGCUGAAGACUCCAGCAGGGAAGAGCGGGACCCCUGGACCCCCAAACCCAGCUGCUGGAUCCUCCACAUCCACCUGAAGACAGGCGCAUCAUGUAGUGCACUGUACAGCCAUAUAAAACCUGAUGUGUACCUCUCUCUGGACUGACAGACUGACGUUUAUUCUUCUUUCUCAAGGUUUUUUAAAGAAAACACGGUGUGGAAAUUACAUAUGACAAAUCUUACAUGUGUGCGACAGGACAUGAUAUUUAAGACUCUGCUUAUUUUUAUAUAAUAAGAAAUGAUUGAGCUUUCAUAAUA
This is a messenger RNA of Carassius carassius (crucian carp), 588 nucleotides long. RefSeq names its product chromosome 6 C19orf53 homolog (gene c6h19orf53). The record is from RefSeq and is a predicted model, not a curated record. Bases 66 to 368 code for a protein of 100 amino acids. NCBI's taxonomy places the organism in Eukaryota, Metazoa, Chordata, Actinopteri, Cypriniformes, Cyprinidae. The transcript has 3 exons.